Molecule: messenger RNA, 829 nt
Organism: Oryza sativa Japonica Group (Japanese rice)
Lineage: Eukaryota; Viridiplantae; Streptophyta; Magnoliopsida; Poales; Poaceae
Product: pollen-specific protein C13
Source: RefSeq, a predicted model, not a curated record
UGGCUCUUCACUCUCCUCACUCCUCACUCGCCCCACUCCGCCGCUUCACUCGCGAGCUCGUCGUUGGCGCCGGCGGCAAUGGCGUCCCCCCGCGCGCUCUCCCUCCUCCUCGUCCUCCUGGGCAUGGCCCUCGCGUCGUUCCCCUCCGCCGCCUCCGCCUCCCGCGACCUCCGCCCCCGCCGCGCGGGCUUCGUCGUCCGCGGCCGCGUCUGGUGCGACACCUGCCUCGCCGGCUUCGAGACCCCCGCCUCCACCUACAUCGCCGGAGCGAAGGUAAAGGUUGAGUGCAGAUCGAAAUCCACUGGCGCCAAGACAUGCAGCUUCGAGGGCCAGACUGACCACACUGGCACCUACAACAUCCCUGUCAACGAUGAGCAUGAGCACGAGCUCUGCGAGUCUGUCCUUGUGAGCAGCCCGGACGCAAAGUGUGGCAAGAUUGUUGCUGGACGGGAGAGGGCUCCUGUCUUCCUCACCAACAACAAUGGUGUGACAUCUAAUGUUCGGUUGGCGAACGCUCUGGGCUUCCAGAAGGAUGCUCCUCUUGCUGCGUGCGCACAAAUCCUCAAGAUGUACGAGGAAGUGGACGACCGCGUUUGAAGGAUGUGAGUUAUGUAUCAAUAUUCGUACGUUGUUGAAAUACUCUAAGAAGACUUCUAUAUACCUUUUACUGAGAGCAAAACUAUCAGCAUCAGAUGUUGCGUGCUUGAUAAGUUGUGAUAUAGCUUAGCACUUGAGUAUGUUAUAUGUAUGUUCGUCUGCAGCUGAACUGCAAAACUCAUCAGUUACUAAAUCGACAUGUUGUGCUUUCUAUCAGGCAAUUCUUCUGUUA